Gongylonema pulchrum is the source of this 1815-nucleotide messenger RNA. The record is from the annotation of a GenBank genome assembly. NCBI's taxonomy places the organism in Eukaryota, Metazoa, Nematoda, Chromadorea, Rhabditida, Gongylonematidae.
AUGUUCAGGUCCGCCGAAUGUUUUGGGCUUACACACCUCAGGAAACAAAAUGAGGAACUGAAAUUUAAGGGACUAAAUGGAGGGCAAAGCAAUCUCAGGCCAGUAGUUUUAUUAUUUAACCAAAGCCUAGAGGCACUGUUUGACCGGAAAAAAGUUGCAGGACUGAUAACUCCAGUUUUGCCGAACUCACAUGCUGCAGCAGCGGCAGUAGACUCGAGCUCAUCACCAGCAACGUUAUCUGCAACAUCCACGGACACUUCGGCCACUACUGCGGUAUCCACAGUCACUGCAACAGACACAUUUACUGCACCAGUCCCACUGUCUGGCCAAGCGAAACAGCAGGCAGUAAACGGUGAGUUCCAUACAAAUACUCACACGUUUUCUUCCAUCCUCACAACAGCUACUGCUACUACUACUACUACUGCUACUUCUGCUACAGCUGCUGCUACAACUGUUAUCACUCCUAUCAGUACACGUCAUGAUAGUAAUGCUGUUACACCGAUUCCUGCCAGUAAUACAGGCAUUGAUGCCGCACCCCGCUCGAACUUCGGCCUAUCGCAUAAAACCGUUAGCACCAAUUAUGAUAAGCAAAAUACUGGGAAACCACGUUUGUUCCGGAUUGCAGUUAACGAUGGGAACAGUGUUAGGCGAGAAGAUGAUGUUGAUGGCUUCGAUGACCAUUUUGCAUUCUUCUGGCCAACCGUACGUCCUUCCAGACGUAUUCCUCAUCGUAUUGCAUUCACUUCUAUGCCAACUUUGGACGAAACAUCGAUAGCAGCUACGAAACAAUACUUUGCUGGAAGAAAUGGUAGUGCUGCAUUUCGUGAUUCGCAUGACCAGGUCAUCCGAGAUGCGUACGGAUCAAAUGUUGGCAUAUACGAGAAGUCUGCUUCUUCUGCGAUGGCCAAAAACAAAAAGCUUGGGCUUAUAACGCUUGGCACUAGCAGCGGUAGACCUGAUCACAUGCGGCACCAUGCCAAUAACACACUUCACGUGUCGUCUGCACCGCUUGUUUCUUCAGCUGCACCACUAUUCUCUGUAGCUUCCAGCGGCAUCCAGGUUUUAAGCACAACACCGCCAGGCACCGCGCCAUCACGACAACCUAAUCAAAAUUAUUUUGAAGAUUUAUGGAGCGAUAUUGCUGCACCCUCAGUGAUUGUCGCCACUGUAGCGGAGGAACAGCCGAGGCAGACAAGUACCAUAACAACCGGUACUGCAGUGCCUCCUACUGCCACAAGCAACGAGCCACCGAUCGCUGCAGGCGCAGAUAUUGCCUCCGGGCAUUCCGCCGAAACAGCGCUUCCUAAUGAAUAUGUUAAUACGAUUGCAUCAACUGUUCUUCCACUUGUCGAGGAUAUCAGUACGGAGUGGUCGUUAGCAGUUGAAAAUAAGCCGGGAACACGAGAGGAAUGGCUUAAGGAAAGCGAAUUGGCAUUACGAGGUAGCGAGAAGUCCGGUGCAGGAGAAGGAGCAGCCGAGCCGCAAACGCACCACAAGCAGCCACAGCGUGUCCUUACCCAGCCAACAACGUGCAGGCAAAGUGGCCCAUCGUCUGACCAAUAUCCAAUGGUUUGCAAUGGGAAGCAAUCCGGUUAUGCACCAAUUCCGGCUGAAAUGUCACCUCCAAUGAUGCAUCAGGAUCAGCCGGGGCAGCCGCAUGCUGCUUUCUUCCAGAAUCGAGUGGAUCAGUUGAACGGCUACCAGCCAAUCAAGGGUGUUGUGAUACCGAACGGUAACAGUCCUGUAGGAAGUACGAAAGGUAAUGGUGCUUCUACGAAUGGCAGGAAAAGAGAAUUCAAAGAAUGGUACGUUUAA